Molecule: messenger RNA, 784 nt
Organism: Cucumis sativus (cucumber)
Lineage: Eukaryota; Viridiplantae; Streptophyta; Magnoliopsida; Cucurbitales; Cucurbitaceae
Exons: 4
Coding region: 85-555 (156 amino acids)
Source: RefSeq, a predicted model, not a curated record
CAAAUUUAGCCACUAGAGCUCAGUCGUCACCGCCAUAAAACGAAACGGCAAAACUGAGCGACGGAGGUCGUCGGCCGGUUUUGGAUGGCAGCGAGAGCAACGCCGAUUAUUCUUCCAGCUCUUCAAUUGAAAGCCACAGACUCAAAUGGCGUAACUCCUUCUGGGAAUUCAAUCUUUCUUCCUCGUCUAUCAAUUUCAAAGCCUUCUUGGAUCGUCAGAACAGAGUCAAAUGUUAGAAGAGAAAAAAUAAAGAAGCCAGAUCCACCUUGUGUGAUAUGCAACGGAAGUGGUAGAGUUGACUGUCACCAUUGUUGUGGAAGAGGGAGGACAAAUUUUGUUGACUUAGAAAUGCUUCCAAAAGGGGAAUGGCCAAAAUGGUGCAGGACUUGUGGAGGGAGUGGUCUUGGCUACUGCUCCCGUUGCCUUGGGACGGGAGAGUAUCGAUAUAUUAUGGGGUUCCAAUUCAUGAAGAUGGAGAAUGAUGAAAGUAAAGAUCCUAAAAAGUACGAGGAUCAAACAAAGCAACAUCCCAGAAAUGCAAAUCCAGAAAUUUGAGAGAAGUUUACAAUGGUGUGACAAUAAAAUACUAAUUCAAACUGAUGAAUUCCCUGUUUAGUAUAGAAAAAGUUGUAAUAUAGUUGGGGUAUAUGAUAAAUUUUUGCCCCUAUUUUAGGAUGUUUUUCGAGUUAAUAAUAUUGUAAUUGGCAAGAUGUGGUUGCGACUCAAGUCUAUUUGUUAUGGUCAUUUGGAAAUUAUCAAUUCCAAAAAAUCUUCUUUUCUUUUU